Molecule: messenger RNA, 972 nt
Organism: Papaver somniferum (opium poppy)
Lineage: Eukaryota; Viridiplantae; Streptophyta; Magnoliopsida; Ranunculales; Papaveraceae
Product: cytochrome P450 76A2-like
Exons: 1
Coding region: 1-972 (323 amino acids)
Molecular function (GO): oxidoreductase activity, acting on paired donors, with incorporation or reduction of molecular oxygen; iron ion binding; monooxygenase activity
Source: RefSeq, a predicted model, not a curated record
AUGAAAGAUCCGGUAUCCACAAAUUUGUUUGUCUGCGCAGCCAUUUCCGUUGCAGUGGCAGCUCUGCUGUUACUCCUACUACUCCACAAUUUUCUUAUCUUGAAAAACAAAACGAACUCAAGGCGGUUACCACCGGGUCCUCCUUGUUGGCCAUUGAUCGGAAACCGCUUAAAUGUAGGUUAUGACUGUAAGGUGCCACACAAAAGAUUGGUUGAAAUUCAAAUGAAAUAUGGACCAAUUUUCAUGAUGCGUAUGGGCGCGCUGAAUACGCUAGUUAUUGCUUCCGCAGAUGCUGCUAUGGAGUUACUCAAAACUCAUCAUCAAGCUUUUAUCAAUCGUCAUCUUGUCCAAAGGCUGCAACCAGUGGAUGAUAAAAAAUUUAAGGCGACUGCAUGGGCUCCAUAUGGUGGACCAAUCUGGCGAAUCAGUAGGCGACUAUAUGCAACUUUAUUCUCUCGUACGACAAUGAAUAACACUGUAGGUAAACGAAGACAACUUGUAGAUCAGAUGAUACAAUGGAUAUCGGUAGAAGAGAAGGAAGGUAGAAGUGUUGAAAUAAAACACUUGACUUUGGUGGCUUUUGUUAAUUUAUUGGGAAAUCUCUUCUUUUCUAAAUAUGUUAUGGAUCUUAAAUCCGCCACUGGGAGUGAACUCUAUCAACUGCUUGGGGAGAUUGUACAGUUAUCUUCAAAGCUUAAUGUAGCUGAUCUCUUUCCAUGGUUACGAAAUUUAGACUCGCAGAAUAUGGCCAACAGAAUGAAAAAGGCACUAUAUGCAUUUGAAAACAUUGUUGAUGGCCUAGCUAAGGAGCGAAAGCGCAUGCAUGUUGUACGCAAUAACAACGAGGAGAAGGAUUAUUGGGAUUUGUUGAUGGACUUCGAAGGCAAUGGCAAAGAUGAACCAAUAAAACUGUCAGACAGAUACAUAAUUUCUUUUAUAACGGUGAGUAAAUUCAUAAACUUGAACAAUUAA